Messenger RNA from Bubalus bubalis (water buffalo), 4002 nucleotides. RefSeq names its product FGR proto-oncogene, Src family tyrosine kinase (gene FGR). Bases 1818 to 3401 code for a protein of 527 amino acids. The transcript has 13 exons. The record is from RefSeq and is a predicted model, not a curated record. Gene Ontology annotation, molecular function: ATP binding; signaling receptor binding; non-membrane spanning protein tyrosine kinase activity. Lineage: Eukaryota; Metazoa; Chordata; Mammalia; Artiodactyla; Bovidae. Gene Ontology annotation, cellular component: extrinsic component of cytoplasmic side of plasma membrane. Gene Ontology annotation, biological process: innate immune response; protein phosphorylation; cell surface receptor protein tyrosine kinase signaling pathway.
UAGGGAAGCCCCAGGCACAGAGUAGGUGUUUAAUACUUUAACGUUUUAAAACUAAUAGCUAUUUGCCUUCCCACCCGCUUCCCCAGACUUCUAGGAAGUCAAAUUAUGCUCCUAGGCAUUGGUGGCUUGUAGCCGAGAUGAGAGCUAGCCGAGGACAAAAAUUCCUGGGGGCUGUUUUCAUGCAGAUGCUGAGCAGAGAGGACCCUCCGUGUUCCCUUUCUCUUUUUUCUGUCUUUGUCUCUUUAGUUCUCUCUGUCUCUACCCCUCUCUUUCUCAGUCUCUGUCCGUCUGUCUCGCUGCCUCUCAGUUCAGUCUCUGUUUGUCUCUUUGUUUCUUUCCGGCAGUGGUGUGCUGGAGCCAGCUACCUAGUACCGGCCCUGGGGAGCUGAUUCUGCAAAUCUCUUUCCAGCCCAGCGUUCAGCAAGUCACUUCAGUAACUUGAAAUCGGCCAUGGUGGGAAUAUUUACACCAUGGAAAUCAGCAAAUGCUACAAAUCUGGGCCUUUUAUUCCCAUUUCUUUUAAGAGUCAGUAUACCAGCAUACCCUCACCCCUGCCCCCUCUGCCCACACCGUCAGCCUUGCCAGGGCUCUCCCUCUGCCUCUUUCUUGGAGGGUCUCUGAACCCCCUCCCCAUUCCAGGCUUGCAGAAUUUGGGGAUCCCCUUAGGCUGACUUUUAAAGAUGGGGGUAACAUGAACCUGUGUAUUGUUGUAAGUGGCGGCAUCAUGUCUAAGUGGAAACGUAUAAGUUUGAAACUCUUAUCGAGAGGAGCUCUGUGUGGGUCUGUGACUGGGGGAGGGGAGGACUACUUAUAUCUCUAGGUUUCCUGGUGGAGGCUCAAUACACCUGUGUGUGCUUGAAGAAUGGCUGGAAUCCUCUGUGUCUGUGACCAGGCAGUGGAGAGAAGUGGUUCAGAUCCUGGAACCAAGGGCCAGGAUACCUCAUCUGUGCGGCCUUGGGCUAGUUUCUAAACCACUCUGUGCCUCGGGUGCCUUUGCAUUAAUAAUAAUUCUUAACCUCGUAGAGUUGUCGUGAGGAUAAAAUGAGGUAAUAUGUAUAAAGUGUUUAAUGCAGUGGCUGACACAAAGGAAGGCUAUAAUGGGAGAGGCUCUGUGUGUGUGUGUGUGUGUGUAGAUGGGUGAAGGCUGAAGGUAUGUGUCUGUUCAUAGAUGUCUAUGUCUGUGAAUCUGUACAGAGGAGCUCAGAGAGUCCAUGUGAGGCACUGUUGUGUAGCUGAGGUGGCGGGGGUGUCUGAGAAUGUGUUGGGAGGGCUCUGUGCCAUCUGAGAUGUGCGUGUGUCUUCCUGUGAGAAGACCUCCAUUCUCACCCUGUAGGUUGUGUUUUCCUCUUACCCCCAUCUGUCCCCUGAGUGCCUGAAAUCCCCUCCCUUGGCUCAAAAUGCCCCUCCUCCACGUCUGCGUCUAUUCUCUCCCUGAGCCUAACCAGCCCCGUAGCACCUUGGAGCCCUUCAGACAGUGGCUUCACCCCAGGGGAGGGGUCCUGAGGUCCUGAGGUGAAGACCUCCACAAUGGCUUGGUGAACAGGGGCUAUUUUGGAGCUCAAACCACAGCCCGCCUCAUAGUUCACCACAUGGGUGUCACCCCCUACACAUACACGGGAGAACGGUUGCAGCGGAGCAUGAGACAGGCUGGUGGGUCUAAAGUGGGGAUCACAAGGCACUGAUGUGACAGAGCCAUCAGCCAAGCAGCUAGAUCCAGUGGAUCCAGGAAGGCUGCCUGGAAGAGGUCUCAAGCCCUUCCCAAGGACCAUGCCGCAGCCCCACUGACGCAGGAGUAGGGGCCUGAGGGGGCACCUGGCAUGGGCUGUGUGUUCUGCAAGAAGUUGGAGCCGGGGGCCAAGGAGGAUGGUGGCCUAGAAGGGGACUUCAGGAACUAUGGGGCUGCAGACCGCUAUGGCCCCGACCCUACUCAGAGCCGGCCUGCAUCUUCCUUCUCCCACAUCCCCAACUACAACAGCUUCUCCCCUCAGCCCGCCAGCCCUGCCUUCCUUGAUGCAGGCACCAUCCGGGGCAUCUCAGGGAUUGGGGUGACCAUGUUCAUCGCCCUUUAUGACUAUGAGGCCCGAACGGAGGACGAUCUCACCUUCACCAAGGGCGAGAAGUUCCACAUCCUGAACAACACCGAGGGUGACUGGUGGGAGGCUCGGUCCCUCAGCUCCGGACACACUGGCUACAUUCCCAGCAACUACGUGGCCCCUGUGGACUCCAUCCAGGCUGAAGAGUGGUACUUCGGAAAGAUCGGGAGGAAGGACGCCGAGAGGCAGCUGCUCUCCCCAGGGAACUCCCGCGGGGCCUUUCUCAUUAGAGAGAGCGAGACCACCAAAGGCGCCUACUCCCUGUCCGUCCGGGAUUGGGACCAGACCAGAGGCGAUCAUGUGAAGCAUUACAAGAUCCGCAAGCUGGACACCGGUGGCUACUACAUCACCACGAGGGCCCAGUUUGACUCCGUGCAGGAGCUGGUGCAGCACUACCUUGAGGUGAACGAUGGGCUGUGCCAUCUGCUCACGGCGGCCUGCACCACCAUGAAGCCGCAGACGCUGGGCCUGGCCAAGGACGCCUGGGAAAUCAGCCGCGGCUCCAUCACGCUGGAGCGCCGACUGGGCACCGGCUGCUUCGGGGAUGUGUGGCUGGGCACGUGGAACGGCAGCACCAAGGUGGCGGUGAAGACGCUAAAGCCGGGCACCAUGUCCCCGAAGGCCUUCCUGGCAGAGGCGCAGAUCAUGAAGCUGCUGCGCCACGACAAGCUGGUGCAGCUGUACGCGGUGGUGUCAGAGGAGCCCAUCUACAUAGUGACCGAGUUCAUGUGCCAUGGUAGCCUGCUGGAGUUCCUCAAGGGCCAGGAGGGUCAUGUUUUGAAGCUGCCCCAUCUGGUGGACAUGGCGGCACAGGUUGCUGAGGGCAUGGCCUACAUGGAGCGCAUGAACUAUAUUCACCGUGACCUCAGGGCAGCCAACAUCCUCGUCGGGGAGCGGCUGGUGUGCAAGAUCGCUGAUUUCGGGCUGGCCCGACUCAUCGAAGAUGAUGAGUACAACCCCCAGCAAGGGACCAAGUUCCCCAUCAAGUGGACAGCCCCUGAGGCUGCCCUCUUUUGCAGAUUCACUAUCAAGUCAGAUGUGUGGUCCUUUGGGAUCCUGCUCACUGAACUCAUCACCAAGGGCCGAGUCCCCUACCCAGGCAUGAAUAACCGUGAAGUGUUGGAACAAGUGGAGCAUGGCUACCACAUGCCGUGCCCCCCAGGCUGCCCAGCAUCCCUGUACGAGGUCAUGGAACAAACCUGGCGUCUGGACCCAGAGGAGAGACCCACCUUCGAGUACCUGCAGUCCUUCCUUGAGGACUAUUUCACCUCCACAGAACCCCAAUACCAGCCUGGGGAUGACACAUAGCCUGAUUGGGCAUCAACCACCUCUCUGGGGGUGCCCGCCAAGCCCUUCCUAUUCCCAGGUUCCUAUUUCUAGGUUCCCAGGCCUAGAACCCUAUAGAGUCCUAGCAUGUCAGAGCAAGCAAGUUGCUUUGGGUUCAUCUAGGGCAACCUGUUCAUUUUAAAGAUGGGGCAAAUCGAGGCUCAGAGAUCAUCCCUCACCCACUCUGGCCCCAAGCUCUAUCUCUCCUCUUCCCACUUAAGCCCCUACAUGCCUCUAGCUUUCCUGCCUGUGCCCCUUCCCCCCAAAAAGGAAAUGCUGAGAUUUUUUCUAGUUAUUUAUAAAAUUGUAUAUCCUCUCCCUCACUUAGCUCCUGUCCCUGGUUUCCUACCUGUCAACCCACCCUGGUCCAGACCCCCAGAAUUCACCUACUCAAUUCUCUCAUGUCUGUAAUUUACAAACACAGGGAAAGUCUCUGUCGGACCCCUUUCCCGCUGGGUGGAUGCUGUAGUACACGACUGGGGUCCAAGCCCAGGGCGAAGGAGAGGGUUGCUGAGGGCUCAUCACCUCUCUGAAUCAUGUGUGUGUUUACUGAUUUUGUAAAUAAGAAGAGUGACCAUAUGAA